Tarenaya hassleriana is the source of this 2833-nucleotide messenger RNA. Its product is annotated as probable cadmium/zinc-transporting ATPase HMA1, chloroplastic. The transcript has 13 exons. Gene Ontology annotation, cellular component: membrane. NCBI's taxonomy places the organism in Eukaryota, Viridiplantae, Streptophyta, Magnoliopsida, Brassicales, Cleomaceae. The record is from RefSeq and is a predicted model, not a curated record. Bases 145 to 2625 code for a protein of 826 amino acids. Gene Ontology annotation, biological process: monoatomic cation transport. Gene Ontology annotation, molecular function: ATPase-coupled monoatomic cation transmembrane transporter activity; ATP binding; ATP hydrolysis activity.
AUUAUGUGGAUGAUGUUACAUCAUCCCCUCUUUUAUAUUAUUCUUCUUAUUCUUCCCAUCGGGCAGAAUUCGAAACUUCCAUCUUGACGAGAUCUUCGAUGGUGGUAUGAAGAAGACGUUGUCUGGGCUCAAAUCCCUUUCUCCAUGGAACCCGCAGCUCUUCUUCGCCCUCCCUCCUCCACCCGUUUCCCUUUCCGCCUUCGAACCACCCCCCGACUCGCCCGAGUCAACUCGCUCUUCCCUCCUCCUAUCCCUCCCGUCCUUCGUCAGCCUCUCUCCUCCCUCCGUAUCUCCGGCCCCUCCCGUCUCCCCCGACGGCCACUUUGUAUCCGGGCGAAUCUGACGGCCGAUGACCACCAUCACCAUGAGCAUCAUCAUCAUCAGCAUCAUGAUGAAGAUGAUCACCACCAUCACCAUCACCACCACCAUCACCAAUACGGCUGUUGUGCGUCACUGACGGAGCUCACCGGACCUCAGAAGGCGCUGACUGGUUUUGCUAGAACCGUUGGAUGGGUUCGAUUGGCCAAUUUCCUCAGGGAGCACCUCCAGCUUUGCUGCUCCUCCGCCGCGUUGUUCCUCGCCGCCGCCGCUUGCCCUUACUUGAUUCCUAAACCCUACGUUAAGCCUCUGCAAAACGCGUUCAUGGCGGUCGGUUUCCCUCUUGUUGGAGUCUCAGCAUCUCUCGAUGCGCUUAUGGAUAUAGCUGGAGGAAAAGUGAACAUCCACGUCUUGAUGGCAUUAGCAGCCUUUGCAUCUGUGUUUAUGGGCAAUGCCCUCGAAGGAGGAUUGCUUCUGGCGAUGUUCAAUCUUGCUCAUAUCGCUGAGGAGUUCUUCACUAGUCGAUCAAUGGUGGAUGUUAAAGAGUUGAAGGAGAGUAAUCCAGAUUCUGCCUUGGUGAUCGAUGUGAACGAUGGUGAUGUACCCAACGUCUCUGAUUUAUCAUACAGAAGCGUUCCUGUGCACGAUGUGGAAGUUGGAUCCUACAUUUUGGUUGGAACUGGUGAGAUUGUACCUGUAGAUUGCGAAGUUUAUCAAGGUAGUGCUACCAUUACAAUUGAGCACUUGACCGGAGAAGUUAAGCCAUUGGAAGCGAAAGCUGGAGAUAGAGUGCCUGGUGGCGCUAGAAAUUUGGAUGGAAGAAUGAUUGUGAAGGCUACAAAGGCGUGGAAUGAGUCGACAAUUAACAGAAUUGUGCAGCUAACUGAGGAAGCACAAUCUAAUAAACCGAGACUUCAGAGAUGGCUGGAUGAGUUUGGCGAGCAUUAUAGCAAGGUGGUGGUCGUUUUGUCAGUUGCUAUUGCCUUCCUUGGCCCUUUCUUGUUCAAAUGGCCCUUUCUCAGCACUGCAGCAUGCAGAGGAUCUGUUUACAGAGCUUUGGGACUAAUGGUGGCUGCAUCACCAUGCGCUUUGGCAGUUGCUCCGUUGGCUUAUGCUACUGCCAUUAGUUCCUGUGCAAGAAAGGGAAUAUUGCUAAAGGGUGGGCAGGUACUAGACGCUCUUGCCUCUUGCCAUACUAUUGCUUUUGACAAAACUGGGACUUUAACAACUGGAGGCCUUAUGUUCAAAGCAAUUGAACCCAUUUAUGGGCAUCAAGCAGGAAAUAAUGCAAGUGUAACUCUGUGUUGCACGCCAAAUUGUGAAAAAGAAGCUCUUGCAGUAGCGGCUGCUAUGGAGAAGGGCACCACACAUCCUAUUGGAAGAGCUGUUGUGGACCACAGUAUGGGGAAGGACCUCCCUUCAGUUUCUGUCGAAAGCUUCGAGUAUUUUCCUGGCAGAGGGCUUACUGCUACUGUCAAUGGCAUUGAGUCAGAAACUGGAGAAGAUAAAAUGCGGAAAGCGUCUCUUGGUUCUGUAGAAUUCAUCGCGUCACUCUGCAAUUCUGAAGAUGAAUCUAAAAAUAUUAAGGAUGCUGUAAAAGCCUCUAUCUAUGGGAAGGACUUGGUCCACGCUGCUCUUUCUGUUGAUCAAAAGGUAACAUUGAUUCACCUCGAGGACCAGCCUCGUCCAGGGGCUUCAGCAGUUAUAGCAGAACUGAAAAGCUGGGCCAAACUCCAGGUAAUAAUGUUAACUGGUGACCAUCAGUCGAGUGCCUGGAGAGUAGCAAACUCGGUAGGGAUAAACGAGGUCUACUGCAAUCUGAAGCCAGAGGAUAAGCUUAAUCAUGUGAAGAACAUCUCACGGGAUGCAGGAGGGGGUCUGAUUAUGGUAGGAGAAGGCAUAAAUGAUGCUCCAGCACUUGCAGCUGCAACCGUAGGGAUUGUUCUUGCUCAACGUGCAAGCGCCACCGCCAUAGCUGUUGCCGAUGUCUUACUGCUCCGUGACAAUAUCUCCGGCGUUCCCUUCUGCGUCGCCAAGUCCCGUCAAACAACUUUUCUGGUGAAGCAGAACGUGGCUCUUGCAUUGUCCUCGAUUUUCUUGGCCGCCCUUCCAUCGGUAUUAGGGUUUCUUCCUCUGUGGUUAACGGUGCUUCUGCACGAAGGAGGGACGCUUCUUGUGUGCCUCAACUCGAUACGAGGGCUGAACGAUCCGUCGUGGUCGUGGAGACAGGACAUUUCUCAUCUCUUCGGCAAGUUCCGGUCUCAACCUCCUCUGUCCCACCCAAGAAUCUCCUCCACCAUUACUUAAACACAAGAAGCCCGCCGAAGCUCUGUUCACGUUUUAGGUAGAGCCUCUGUUUUCUUUUUGUUUCUCAAAAUGUUUUCAUUGUGCAGGGAAAGAAAAAAGCAAGCAAAGAAACAAAUUGCCAUCAUCGCUGCUUGUAUAAUAAGGAUAUGAACAUCCAACAUAUAUAUAUAUAUAUAUAUAUAUAUAUAUAUAUAUGAUUUCUUGUUUA